Molecule: messenger RNA, 4957 nt
Organism: Sapajus apella (tufted capuchin)
Lineage: Eukaryota; Metazoa; Chordata; Mammalia; Primates; Cebidae
Gene: ZHX3
Product: zinc fingers and homeoboxes 3
Exons: 4
Coding region: 1717-4587 (956 amino acids)
Biological process (GO): regulation of transcription by RNA polymerase II
Cellular component (GO): nucleus
Molecular function (GO): DNA-binding transcription factor activity, RNA polymerase II-specific; DNA binding
Source: RefSeq, a predicted model, not a curated record
CAAGCAGUCCUCUUUCUCAGUCUCCCAAAGGAUAACUUUUAAAAAAUAAGCAAAGGUGAGCUUUAAGUUAGGGAGAAUUAGAAGUUGUUUUUCAGUAAAUUAUUAAUAAGGAAAGAUUUUCAAGAGCUAAUUUAAGUAGACAUUAAGCUGCUUUAACUAGGCAUACCAGGACAGAAGUAGAAAAAGUGAAAUGGAUGGAUGAGACUGUAGGUUACUGCACAAUUACAUUUGCCCAGGGACCCCUAACCAUGAACAGCAGCAUAGUGCAUAAUGCUUUUCUUUGGGCAAUUUACCUAACAAGUUUCCUCAUCUGGGUUAUUAGAAUAUAGAAUCAACCUCAUAAGGUCAUUAUAAAGAUUGGAUUAAUGUACUUAAAGCUCUUGGAACAAUGUCUGAUGCAAUGUAAAGCUAGAUAUGUUUGUGUUAAAAUCAUAAGAUGCUAGUGUUAAGAUAACUAGAAGCCACUUUGAUGAAGGAGUUUUCUUUUUUUUAAGGGGCAAACAAGGGGCAAACCUGUUUACAUUCAUGGAUGCUCAUAGUUAUGAUGUGCUAGUCAAGAUACACUAGUCUAGUGUACCAGUGCCUGGACAUCUGUUGGAAGUUCUGAGACCUUCUGGUAUACUCACAUUGGAACCAUUUUACUGCUAAUGGGCAUCUCAACCAAAGAGAAUUGUUCAAGAAAGAAAUAAGAACUCAAAACAGUGGUUUUUCAACUGUUUCCCAAGUAAUUUUAAGAUCCAAUAAAGCAUCUCUGGUUGUCUGUUAAAAACAUAGUUACUGUCUCAUUCAUUCACUGCAAGUGUCCAUGAUGAAAUAGGGGUAAUGGUCAGAGACAGAGAUGAAAACAGUUCCUUGGCCUGGAACUUACAGUCUGGGCCACUUUUGUACCUCUAGAAUCCAUACCAGGAAAACCUGAAUGGAAGAAUGUCAGAAACUAGGACAUCCUUGAAGUUAUAAAGCCACACAGCUGUUAAUAUUAUUUCUGCCAAGCUAUCUCAAACUUAGCUGAGAGAGAGAAAUGGAAACUCUUUGGCUGAAAGAGCAUGAAAAUUACAGAUUUUGUUCUGAUCUGUUAUCAGAGACCAUUGAGUUUGCUUUAUUUCUAUGUUCUAGUUUCUACUAGGAAUUUUAAUAGUUUCAAAUUUCUGGUUUGUAUUUCAGUAACCUCUUUUUACCCUUCUUGUCUCACUGGUUUUUCUGUGUAUGUGUAGUUCUGGUGAAAAUGAAUUAGGAAAGGAGACUGAUGAGAUUGGAUAACUCAGCAUCCUAAAAUGUUUUCUCAUGAAGUGAUGAUGUGCUGCUUCUUUCAUAGGACUGAAAUGCAACUCCAAAAGCAACAUGCGACCCUUUAAAGAUGCUUGUGGGACUGCAUAAAGUGAAGAGGGAAACUGGAGAAAACAAUGAAGUAAGGAAAAACAUUUAUCACCAUCCAGCCACUGUAGAUACAUUUGAGUGGCAGUGUCUCUGCCAUCCCUUCAUACCCAGUACCUUCCCUGCCUGAACUCCUCAUUGAGGGCAAGACCUUUAUCCCCAGGAUCUAAACCAGUGCUGGACAAUAGAUGCUCAAUUGAAUAGGGAAAACCUGCUUUCUGCAAACAACUGAAAAAACUGCACUUAGAAACUGUUUCUUUGGCUCUCACUGGGAAGCUGGAACUUGUAUUGUGAGGCCCCUGAUGGGACAAGCUCUGAACUGCUGAUCACCCAGUGAUUGUCACCAUGGCCAGCAAGAGGAAAUCCACCACACCAUGCAUGAUCCCAGUGAAGACAGUGGUGCUGCAGGAUGCCAGCAUAGAGGCCCAGCCCACUGAGACCUUGCCUGAAGGACCCCAGCAGGAUCUACCCCCAGAAGCACCUGCUGCCAACAGUGAGGCAGCCCAGAACCCCAGCAGUACUGAUGGCUCUGCACUAGCCAAUGGGCAUCGGAGCACUUUAGAUGGCUAUUUAUAUUCCUGUAAAUACUGCAGUUUCAGAUCCCAUGACAUGAGCCAAUUUGUGGGACAUAUGAACUCAGAGCACACAGACUUUAAUAAAGACCCAACUUUUGUAUGCAGUGGGUGCAGUUUUCUGGCAAAAACCCCUGAGGGGCUUUCGUUGCACAAUGCUACGUGUCACUCAGGGGAAGCCAGCUUUGUGUGGAAUGUGGCCAAGCCAGACAAUCAUGUGGUUGUGGAGCAGAGCGUCCCUGAGAGCACCAGCACUCCUGACCUAGCAGGUGAACCCAGUGCUGAAGGGACUGAUGGACAGGCAGAAAUCAUCAUUACCAAAACUCCAAUCAUGAAGAUAAUGAAAGGCAAAGCUGAAGCCAAAAAAAUUCAUACUCUCAAGGAGAAUGUCCCUAGCCAGCCUGUGGGUGAGGCCUUACCGAAGCUGUCGACUGGAGAAAUGGAGGUGAGAGAGGGGGACCAGUCUUUCAUCAAUGGGGCAGUUCCAGUCAGCCAGGCAUCUGCCAGCUCUGCAAAAAACCCCCAUGCCACCAACGGGCCCCUGAUAGGAACAGUGCCAGUUUUGCCAGCUGGCAUAGCACAGUUCCUCUCUCUCCAGCAGCAGCCCCCAGUGCAUGCCCAACACCAUGCCCAACAGUCACUACCCACGGCCAAGGCCCUUCCCAAAGUGAUGAUCCCCCUGAGCAGCAUUCCAACGUACAACGCAGCCAUGGACUCAAACAGCUUCCUGAAGAACUCCUUCCACAAGUUCCCCUACCCAACCAAAGCUGAGCUCUGCUAUUUGACUGUGGUGACCAAGUAUCCAGAAGAACAGCUCAAGAUCUGGUUCACAGCCCAAAGGCUAAAGCAGGGGAUCAGCUGGUCCCCUGAGGAGAUUGAGGAUGCCCGGAAAAAGAUGUUCAAUACAGUCAUCCAGUCUGUGCCUCAGCCCACAAUUACGGUUUUAAAUACCCCACUGGUCGCCAGUGCUGGCAAUGUCCAGCAUCUCAUCCAGGCUGCUCUCCCAGGUCACGUUGUAGGGCAGCCAGAGGGCACAGGAGGGGGACUUCUGGUCACUCAGCCAUUGAUGGCCAAUGGGGUGCAAGCAACAAGUUCCUCUCUCCCCCUCACAGUGACAUCUGUCCCCAAGCAGCCAGGUGUGGCACCCAUUAACACUGUGUGUUCAAAUACAACAUCAGCUGUGAAGGUGGUCAAUGCAGCCCAGUCGCUCCUCACAGCCUGCCCCAGCAUAACCUCCCAAGCCUUCCUUGAUGCUAGCAUCUACAAAAAUAAGAAAUCUCACGAACAGCUGUCAGCUCUGAAAGGGAGCUUCUGUCGGAACCAGUUCCCAGGGCAGAGCGAAGUUGAGCAUCUCACCAAAGUGACCGGCCUCAGUACCAGAGAGGUGCGGAAAUGGUUCAGUGAUCGUAGAUACCACUGCCGGAACUUGAAGGGCUCCAGAGCGAUGAUGCCUGGGGAUCACAGCUCCAUCAUCGUUGACUCUGUGCCAGAGGUGUCUUUCUCCCCACUGUCCAAGGUCCCUGAGGUCACCUGCAUCCCAACAACAGCCACAGCAGCAACCCACCCUUCUGCCAAACGACAAUCUUGGCACCAGACUCCUGACUUCACACCAACCAAAUACAAGGAGAGAGCCCCUGAGCAACUCAGAGCCCUGGAGAGCAGUUUUGCACAAAACCCUCUUCCUCUUGAUGAGGAACUAGACCGCCUGAGAAGUGAAACUAAAAUGACCCGAAGAGAAAUUGAUAGCUGGUUUUCAGAGAGACGGAAAAAAGUGAAUGCUGAGGAGACCAAGAAGGCUGAGGAGAAUGCCUCUCAGGAGGAAGAGGAGGCUGCUGAGGAUGAGGGUGGAGAAGAGGAUUUGGCCAGUGAGCUAAGGGUCUCUGGUGAAAAUGGCUCUCUGGAAAUGCCCAGCAGCCAUAUCUUGGGAGAGCGCAAAGUCAGCCCCAUUAAAAUCAAUCUGAAGAACCUGCGGGUCACUGAAGCCAAUGGCAGGAAUGAGAUUCCAGGGCUGGGUGCCUGUGACCCGGAAGAUGAUGGGUCAGACAAACUGGCAGAGCAGCUCCCAGGCAAAGUGAGCUGCAAAAAGACUGCGCAGCAGCGGCACUUGCUACGGCAGCUCUUUGUCCAGACACAGUGGCCGAGCAACCAAGACUAUGACUCCAUAAUGGCCCAGACGGGUCUGCCCCGGCCAGAGGUGGUGCGCUGGUUUGGAGACAGCAGGUACGCACUGAAGAAUGGCCAACUCAAGUGGUACGAGGACUAUAAGCGAGGCAACUUCCCACCAGGGCUACUGGUCAUUGCCCCUGGCAACCGGGAGCUUCUGCAGGACUAUUUCAUGACACACAAGAUGCUGUACGAAGAGGACCUGCAGAACCUGUGUGACAAGACCCAGAUGAGCUCCCAGCAGGUCAAGCAGUGGUUUGCUGAGAAAAUGGGGGAGGAGACCCGAGCCAUGGCAGACACAGGCGUUGAGGACCAGGGCCUUGGUACUGGUGAGCUCACAGCAGUUCACAAAGGGAUGGGUGACACCUAUUCAGAGGUGUCUGAAAACAGUGAAUCGUGGGAGCCCAGUGUCCCUGAGGCCAGCUCAGAGCCCUUUGACACAUCGAGUCCCCAGGCUGGACAUCAGCUCGAAACAGACUGAAUUUGAUCUGAUUAAUGUGAAGGACUGGCCAGUCUGGGAUACCGCCUGCCACGUGGAAGAGCCAAACCCAACCCUCUGCUGCCACAUGCCGUUCCCAUGCCCGGCUGCUGGGCACCUGAGAAAGCUUCCGGAGUCCUCGCAGACAGUCCAGAGCCUGCCGCUAUCCUUGGCCUGCUCACCACCAAGCAAGCAGCAAGAAAGACAGGGUUCUCAUCAGUUCUUCCUCCCACAAUGUAGGACCUUUCCUUUACCUUCCAAUGGAUAAAAUAGUUCAGAUUUCAUAUUCAUAUUCAUAGACACAGAAUCAAGUUUUUAACGUAUACAUCCGCCUAUAUAUGUUGAAUAAAAUAUCAGAUUAUCAACACUGUCA